Molecule: messenger RNA, 1184 nt
Organism: Nematolebias whitei (Rio pearlfish)
Lineage: Eukaryota; Metazoa; Chordata; Actinopteri; Cyprinodontiformes; Rivulidae
Gene: mthfs
Product: 5,10-methenyltetrahydrofolate synthetase (5-formyltetrahydrofolate cyclo-ligase)
Exons: 3
Coding region: 289-885 (198 amino acids)
Biological process (GO): folic acid-containing compound biosynthetic process; tetrahydrofolate interconversion
Cellular component (GO): mitochondrion
Molecular function (GO): 5-formyltetrahydrofolate cyclo-ligase activity
Source: RefSeq, a predicted model, not a curated record
CAUAAAACGAGCACACAUCAGUGGCAGACUGAACACAGACCCUGCCGCUGUCACGUGAUUAUAAACUCUCUCUCUCUCUCUCCUCCCCUGUGCGCCGCUUCAACUGCCGGGACCUGCACCUGUAUGGAAAUGGGGCGGACACUAUCGGAGCUGAGUUGACACACGCGCUGGAUAAAGUUCAACGUUUGGUCAGGGGAGCAGAAAGGUCCGGCUACCAGAACUCCUUGUGGAUCGGACCGGCCAGCAGCGGGACAGAACCACCCUGACCUGUCAUCUGACCGGCAAAAGAUGGCGGCACUGAGAGCCGCCAAAAAAGCUCUGAGGAGUGAAGUAAAGCGGAGGGUCUCAGCUCUGAGCCCGGAGGAGAAACGGAGACAGUCUCUGCUGCUUUCACACAAGCUCUUCAAACACCCGAAGUACGUGUCCGCCCAGCGUAUCGCCGUGUUUCUCAGCAUGGAGGACGAGGUGUCCACUCAGGACAUCGUUAAAGACGUGUUCCUGUGUGGGAAAAGCUGUUUCAUUCCCAGAUAUGAGAGCGACAGUUCCCACAUGGACAUGCUGAAGAUGGACAGUCUGCAGGACAUGGAGACGCUGCCGCUCACGUCCUGGAACAUCCGGCAGCCUGCAGGAGACGACGAGAGCAGAGAGGAAGCUCUGUCUGCCGGAGGUCUGGACCUGAUCUUGAUGCCGGGUCUGGGUUUUGACCUGUCUGGAAGACGUCUCGGACGAGGGAAAGGGUUCUACGACACCUACUUGGAGCGCUGCAGCAGACAUCCUAAAGGAAAACCGUACACCAUUGGCCUGGCCUUCAGACAGCAGCUCUGCACACAAGUCCCUGUUCAUGAACACGAUGUCCUCAUAGACGAGGUCCUGUUUGAGGAUUAGUAGCUAGCCUAGGGGUACAGCACAGACCCAAGACCAGGAUUAGGGUCAGCUGGCCUUUGCGUCGUCCAUGUUGUCCGUCUGACGUCCUGUAGUACGAAUAAAACUCAACUGCUGAUUGUGUUUUUAUUUUCUUUGUUCCUUCUAGGUAAUUACUGGCUGAAAAUAACCUGUUCAACCAAAAUGAACCUGUUACCAUGGUAACCCCUGAGCUAAUAAUGAAUUUAGAGUUUUGAUUUAAUACAAUAUAAUUAACUUUAUUAAAAUAAAAUAAAAAAAGCAUUGGCCAAAGUACUGUACAC